Molecule: messenger RNA, 463 nt
Organism: Acanthoscelides obtectus
Lineage: Eukaryota; Metazoa; Arthropoda; Insecta; Coleoptera; Chrysomelidae
Source: the annotation of a GenBank genome assembly
AACAAAAUGUCAUUAAAAUUCUAGAGACAGUUAUGUAAGCAAUAAUUUAAAUAAUGUAUGAAACAGCAUAUUUUACUAAGUAUAUUAGUAAGCAACAACUUGAGAGAAAGGCAAUAUGGGUGAUGGAAGGACUCGAACCUACAUCUCCUCCAUUCUAUGUAGCUGACCUAACCAAUUAAUCUACAGCACUAGCUGCCAACCCACUUUCAGGAUCAUCUGUUAGAGGCAAAUUCAAUCCUACCCAUGCCACCGUUCCUUUGUUCUUUCAAGCUGCUUGAUACCCCAGCUGGAAGUGUUGAAGUGAAACAAACCAGUGGUACCUGGAAAGCUUCUUCGAAUUCAUCUACAAGAUUUCCGCUGCUGUUGGUAGGUGUGGCCAUAGCCGAAACUGGUGGAGAAGCUUCUUUCAUGGGAGUCAUUGGACCACAACAAUGUGAUUAAAGCUGGUAUUCACUAAAUAUAG